GCGGGCGCCGCGCCGCUGAUUAGUCAGCGGGCCCGUUACUCAAAGACGUCCGGCGCGGCCAUUGGGCGGCGCUCAGGCGGGGGGGCGGGCCUUUCUCCCCGCCGCGGCAGCAGGAGGAACCCAGGCGGCUGGCGGGGCUGGCGAUGGCGUUAAGCGCCCCUCGUGCGUGAGCCCGCUGCCGCCGCGGGGAGCGCCCCGCUGAGGGAGGGCACCCGCCGCGCGCCGGAGAGUGGUUUCGCUUCGUACGGGAAGGAGAGGAGAACAUGAGGGGAGCGCGGCGCUGAGGCUGAGGCAUUUGGAAGGGAUGUUCUUGCUGAUUCAAGACAACAUAGUUCUGUUCAAGACUCUACACUGGGGAUAAGGACAUGGGACUCCUCCUGCCAGAUUCCAGAUGGUUCAUUACAACUGACAUCUUGGUUGACAACUGUGGAAAGGAACUUUGGAUUAUUUUAUUUUAUUUUUGUGGUAGACCACAAUCCCCAAACUGUAGAACACAUCAGGUAAUAAAUCAGAUAUUUGCUUAGACUUUUCUAUACUCUUAUUUUUAUUAUUUCCCUAUAAAAGACUUUAAGCAUGCAGAACUUACUCUUUUUCUUUAAAGAAAUGGAGAAUUCUUGAUUUUACAUCUUACACUGCAACUGAGUCAUAGGAAUAAGUUGUAUUUGGUAUUUCGUAGGGAAAACUAAGAUGGUUCUGUUACUAGCUUUAAUCAUUAGAGUUCUCUAUAUUUAUUAUAAAUUAUUGUUAUUAGUAAUUAUUGAUAAUGGUGAUUAUUAUAAUUGCCAAAGCUAUUUUGUCUUUAUUGCUUCUGGGAGUGCUUAAUUUUAUCAGGACCAGUUUCAUUACAUUUCAUUACAUUCAGUACUUGCCCCUUUGUUAUUGGCAGCCAGGAGACUUAAAAUGAUUUAAUGAAACUUAGUGUAUUUGCACUCUUGGUACACUGUCAUUUGUCUGUUUACUCUCAACCCUUUCAAAGUAAACCUGCCUGUAAUUCCUUCUUCCCUUCAAAUGAGAAAAUCUUCCCCUGUUUCUGUUAGAAUCUAAUUUGAUUUGGAGCGUUGAAAUGUUCAAGCGUUUAUUUUUAAAUACAGGAGGGAAAACCUGCAAGUGUUAUCCCACAGUGUAGUUGUUUAGUUCUCUCAUACAGAUAUCUGUGGUUAUAUGCCUCUUGAUAAAAGUGGUGAAAAUAUGAUGAUCACUCCUUCCCUCUGAUACAAAAAAUGAGAAAUACCAUAACAGGAGUGCAAAUCUUCAUGGUAGUGAAAUCAUUUCUAUUUUGGAUAGCUGUUUAAGUAUAUGCGUUUAUUUAAUUUAAAAAUCCUCAGUGAUCCCCCUUUUUCUUUGUCCUAAAGGUUCCAUAUUUCUUGUAGAAUUUUAAAAUAAUCUUUUCUAAUGAGGAUGUCUGAUAUUCUUACUGUAAAAGAUGAAACUGAUGCAAUGAAGGGUUCAGAAGCUGAAUUUAAAGAUACAGAACCAGAUGAAAACCUUAUAAAAUCAGGAAGUCAGGAGCAGAUCCAAGCGGAAAAGGAUGAAAAUUGUCCUGAUAGCAAAAACGAUAUGCCGGAGAAAAUUCAAAUCCAGUUGUCACAUUGUUUUGAAAAAGAAGAAAAGCCUGCAAAAGAUGAAACGGAAAAGGAAAAGUCCAGUGAUAAAUUGCCCAGAAAAAUGUUAUCAAGAGAUUCCAGCCAAGAAUACACAGAUUCCACUGGUAUAGAUCUUCAUGAAUUUUUAGUAAAUACAUUAAAAAACAAUCCCAGGGACAGAAUGAUGCUGCUGAAAUUAGAACAGGAAAUUUUAGAUUUCAUUGGUAAUAAUGAAGUUCCAAGAAAAAAGUUUCCCCCAAUGACAUCUUACCAUAGAAUGCUGUUGCACAGGGUAGCUGCUUAUUUUGGAUUAGAGCACAACGUGGACCAGAGUGGGAAGUCAGUCAUAGUAAAUAAAACUAGCAAUACAAGAAUACCUGACCAAAAGUUUUGUGAGCAUAUAAAGGAUGAGAAGGGUGAUGAUUUUCAGAAGCGGUACAUCCUUAAAAGAGAUAACUCUAGUUUAGACAAAGAUGACAACCAGAUGAGAAUACGAUUAAAAGAUGACAGAAGAAGUAAAUCAAUAGAAGAACGUGAAGAAGAAUACCAGAGAGCUAGAGAGAGAAUAUUUGCUCAAGAUUCCCUGUGUUCCCAAGAGAAUUAUUUCACUGAUAAAAGAAUCCAGGAGGAAGAAACUAAUAGUACACAACAAAGACGACAGAUAUUUAGAAUCAAUAAGGAAACAUCAGGGAGAUCAGCCAACAGCCAUCAGAGCAGUACUGAGAAUGAGCUGAAGUAUUGUGAACCCCGUCCCUGGAGCAGCACCGACUCUGAUAGUUCCAUCCGCAAUCUGAAGCCAGCUGUAACGAAAGCCAGCAGCUUCAGUGGGAUAUCAGUUCUGACAAGAGGAGAUAGCUCUGGAAGCAGCAAAAGCACAGGCAGGCUGUCUAAGACAGGUUCAGAGUCUUCUAGUAGUGUAGGGUCAUCCACGGGUUCUCUUUCUCACACCCAGCAGCCUCUUCCAGUGCCAGCUCUAAGCCAGCCUUCUCAUGGCACGCCUGCCGUCUAUCCAACUGUCAGCACUAGUAACUCUCUUUCCUUUGAUGGUGGCAUAAAUGGGCAAGUGGCACCUACUAGCACUAGCUUCUUUUUGCUUCCCUUGGAAGCGGCAGGCAUACCACCUGGCAGUAUUCUGAUCAACCCGCAAACAGGUCAGCCGUUCCUCAAUCCAGAUGGCACUCCCGUUGUGUACAAUCCACCGAUGCCUCAGCAGCCCGUUAGGACCCAAGUGCCUGGACCUCCACAACAGCCACCUCUUCCCCCACCACCUCAGCAACAGCCAGCAGCUAAUCACAUCCUCUCACAGCCUAUCCGGCCUCUGCAGCCUUCUUCCCAGCCUGUUCAGUACUCUGCAGUCUCUUAUCCACCCCCGCUCCUGCCAGUCUCCUCUACCCAGCAAUAUUCUGUGCAAGACAACCUAGGAUCACAAUUUAGCCAUAUGAGUCUUGCCCGUCAGCCACCUGCUGAUCCAGCUGAACCUCAUACUACUAUGUUCCAGUCCACUGUAGUCCUCCAGCCCCCACAGCAGUCUGGUUAUAUCAUCGCAGCUGCUCCACCUCCACCACCCUCUGGCCAGCCAGUUUCUACUCAAGGCUACUCUACAUCUAGCCACCCUGUCAGCCAGCAAGUGCUCCAGCAGCAGGGAUAUAUGCAGCAACCUGUGCCGCAGAUGCCAGCUUGUUAUUGUACACCCAAUCAGUACCCGCACUCCAGCCAACAGUAUCGACCUGUUUCUGUCCAUUACAACACGCAGCAAAACCAACCAUUGGCACAGCCUGGACAGCAGACAGGUUACCAAGUUUUGCCUAACCAGCAGCAAAACUACCAGGGUUUAGUUGGAGUUCAGCAGUCUCAGAAUCAAAAUCUAGUCAGUGGCCAACACAACAAUGUUGGGAAUCAAAUUCAAGGUGUGAUUGUUCCAUAUCCUUCAGUGCCAUCAUAUCAGGUUUCGGUGCCUCAAGGUUCCCAGGCAGUGCCCCAGCAGACAUAUCAACAGCCUGUAAUAAUUCCCAGUCAGUCAAAUCAAGGAUUGCCCACAACAGGAAUGCCAGUUUACUACAGCGUCAUUCCAUCAGGUCAACAGAAUAAUUUAAGUUCAUCAGUAGGAUAUUUGCAGCCUCCUGGAUCAGAGCAGAUACAGUUUCCUAGAACAUCAUCACCAUGUAACUCUCAGCAGCUUCAAGGACAGCAAUGUGCAGGUUGGAGGACUGAAGUUUAUAGCAACCAUUCAAGUCAGAAGCCAUCACCUCCUACAUUAUUGCCACCUUCAUCAAAGUCAAAGCCACAACAGGCUGCUUCCAUUGUGCACUACAGCAUAGUGUCUCCACCCUCAUCAUGUAAAAGUUCACCCACUGGUCUUUCCAUCAUGCAGCCAAUAAAAGCAGUAGCAGCACCACCAGGUGGAGGAGUAGUAAUGAUGCAGCUCAAUAUACCUAACAAUCCUCAGCCUCGGAACCAUUCACCUCCACAGUGGAAACAGAAUAAAUACUACUGUGAUCAUCAAAGGGGGCAGAAGUCCACAGAACUUAGCACUUUAGACAGUGCUGCACAGUUGCAGCAUAGUCCUCAAGUAGGUAGUCCCGUCACCUCACCGGCCCAAUCACCAGCACCAGCUCAGCUAUCAAACAUGAAGAACAUCCGUCCCACAUUAACACCUCUUUCUAUUGUGCCCCAGUUUUCUAGACCUUUCGUCCCUGGACAAGGAGAUGCCAGAUACCCAUUGCUCGGCCAGCCCCUGCAAUACAAUCCACCAUCUUUAUUACGUGGACAAGUAGCAAGCCAACAGUGUCAGCCUGGAAACAGACAUGGAAACAGGGGGAAGAAACCAGCAAAGAAGGCUGCUUCAACAGAUCUUGGUGCGGGAGAACCAGUUGUGGGAAAAGUUCUAGAAAUAACUGAACUGCCAGAAGGCAUAACUCGUAUGGAAGCAGAGAAACUGUUUGGAGAACUUUUAAAAGUUGGUGCCAAGAUUCGGUGGCUAAGGGAUUCGCAGUGUCUGCAGACGCAGCAGCAGCAGCACCGUCGUUACUGUGGCAGCGGAGAUAGCAAUGUGAGCACUGAGCCAUCCAAACCCAGUGACUUGGCCUCCACGUACACGGUUCUAGCUACGUUCCCUACGAUGUCGGCUGCUCAGAAUGCAUUGAAGAAACAAAGUAGUACCUCAGUUAACAAGUUCAGGCUGAGAACGAGCAAGAAGCACUACGACUUUCACAUUCUGGAAAGGGCUAGUUCUCAGUAGCAGUUCCGUCGGUGGACACUCAGCCUUUACUACUUCAUGUCCUCCUCUCCUCGAUUGGCUUGAUGUUACGGGGUUUCUGCUCUAUUUAGAGAGACUCCUGGGAUGUUUUGUCGUGUGACAGUAACCAUUGAAGAAUAACCCAGUGAUCCAGCGAGAUGAAGAAAAAAAUAGAGUUGAUCCCAGACAAUAGCAAGGAAUCACCUUUGAGACAGGCAGCUUUCUAUAAGGAAUGCCGCUGAAAUGCCCCCUACUUUUAUAAUAGUUUUGUUUUAUAUUUUUGAAUUCUUGUAUCAGAUCCAAAGUUCUAUUGUACAGCAGACAUUCAUAAAAUCCCACAUUCAGAUUUGUAUUUUAUAAUCCCUUUUCACAGCCAGCACGCAGUUGUCCGUUCCAAAGCAGGAGCCUGAGGAUUGGUGGAGGGGAAAAGAGAACCAUGUCCAAGGAAUUACACUCAUUUUCUAGCGAAGUACCCCAAAUCUUCAAAUUAACCUGUUCCUUUUCCCUUGCGUUUUUCUUUUUUUUGUUUUUUAAAGAAAAAAAUAUAAUUUUAGUAACUAGCUAACUCCUUAGAUGGUUGUUUUCUUUUGAGAUUCAUUCAAACAAUGUCAAAAGAAAUUACAAAUUGUUUGUACCCUUGAAGGAUUUGCUUCUGAUCCAACAAGUUUAAUAAGUAUUUAAGGGGGAAUAUGAAUAGAUUACAAAGAAUGUUCACUGAAUCACAUUUUAAUAUUUCUUUUUAACAAAAAGGUGAAGAAACUAAAAUGUAUCUUCACAAGUGACAAAAUGUUUGCACUUUAAUUGUGUUCCCACCAGUAUGAAUCUUUCUCUUCCUUUUCACGCUAAGAUAAUUGUAUUUGAUAAGUGCUGGAAACCUUUUUAAUGGUUUAAGUUUUCAUCAUUUGCAGAUGCUCACUGGACAUUAAAGAUUAAUUGCACAUAAAAAUGAAACAAACAUUUUUUUCAAUUUGUGUAAUUUGCAAGGCUGUACAAUGUGUGCUGAUGCAAGCCUUUUUCAGUUCAAGAAAAUAAAUGUUUACAAACAAA
Molecule: messenger RNA, 5865 nt
Organism: Cygnus olor (mute swan)
Lineage: Eukaryota; Metazoa; Chordata; Aves; Anseriformes; Anatidae
Gene: R3HDM1
Product: R3H domain containing 1
Exons: 26
Coding region: 1393-4821 (1142 amino acids)
Molecular function (GO): nucleic acid binding
Source: RefSeq, a predicted model, not a curated record